This is a messenger RNA of Choloepus didactylus (southern two-toed sloth), 914 nucleotides long. It is a transcript of the gene PIGY, whose product is annotated as phosphatidylinositol glycan anchor biosynthesis class Y. The record is from RefSeq and is a predicted model, not a curated record. The transcript has a single exon. Lineage: Eukaryota; Metazoa; Chordata; Mammalia; Pilosa; Megalonychidae. The coding region runs from base 147 to 362 and encodes 71 amino acids.
CAGCUAGGAUGACACAUCAAAAUAAGAAGCAAGAAGAAAUGGAGCAGCACUAGAUCAUAAUUGAAAGAAAAUACAACAGUUAAAUUCUGUUAAUGCUGUAUACCUUUUAAAAAGUCAGGGUGGCGGGUAAUAAGUGGGGAAGAAGAAUGUUUCUGUCUCUUCCUACAUUGACUGUCCUUAUUCCACUGGUCUCUUUAGCAGGACUGUUCUAUUCAGCCUCUGUUGAAGAAAACUUCCCACAGGGCUGCACUAGCACCACCAGCCUGUGCUUUUACAGUCUGCUCUUGCCAAUUACCAUACCAGUUUAUGUGUUCUUCCAUCUUUGGACUUGGAUGGGUAUUAAACUUUUCAGACAUAAUUAAUGUAACCAGAGCCAAAAUGGUAUAUAUGUAAUGAUGAUAUGUGUUGGGCCUCUAUCUCUUCAAGCUCAACUAGAUGGAAAUACUGGAGGCUAUUUAGUUUGCAGGAAGAUGCUUUGCCUUGCAUCUGUCAGAGGCUUAGGCCUAUGGAAUGCUUGAGCUGCAGAAGUUUCUGUUAUUAUACUCUUGUUCUGCCCUUGUUUUUUGAAGGUUCUAACUGUCUUAGAAGACAUGUUUUGACAAAGUGUCUUAUUUAAGAGUAACAGCCCCAAUCAUCAGCUGAUGACUAUUUCUUGUUUCACUCAUUUGAAAUUUUGUUUGUUUGGGUACGAGCUCUUUGGUAACAUUACAUGUUAGGGAUGACUAAAAUAAUUCCAAAGGAGCAGUGCUAGAGUAGUUUUAGGGAAUUGAAUACAUGUUAUGUAAACCUUACAGUAAAAUGGAAAUUUCAUGUAGUUGCAAAAGUUUUGAGUUUGGAAAACUAACUUAAUUUCUUUGACAUUAAAUGCAGACAUUGAUAAUAAAAUAAGAUGUUAAUAUUUUCCCAUUUAAAAA